AAUUGCUUUACAGUUCGGGACAUAGCACUGCUCAGACGUGCAAUAUUGAGCAAUAUUCUAAAAGCUGUGAGGUGCAGAAAAAUAUUAUUUCGAAGUUUCUGUAUUUGCAGAAAUAUGUGAAAACGUGAAACAACACGAGUAAGCUCUGAAAUAUGCGAAAAGUAUCUGACUGCGUUAAUCCCCCCUUGCUCUACUGCUGCUCCUUGUUAUUGCUUCAGAAUUUUGGUAUUGACUGCCUGGAAUCAAAAGUGUUGUGCGUGUUUUUUACUGUCAAGCAAUAGUGGUAUGCUGUUUUUACUACGCGUCAACAGAGUGUCAUCGCGCAAGUUGACGUACUGCGUCGCGCUUAUGUAAAGAAAACAAUUUGUAGAAGCACGCUGAAGUGGCUCUCAUGCUUGAGUUUGCAAGGAGACCAAAUCUAGACAUCUUUCCCUGGAGACUUAAAGCCACAGGUGCUUUGGUUGCUCGUGCUCUCUCGACAACGGAGUGGAAGUGUGCAAAAGGCAGUGAAGUUUCUCGACGUUGCCGGCAGCAGCUGUUUGAUGGAGGCCUGGUCGUGGUGGCGAGACUGGUGGCGGCUGAAGAAGUGGAGAAACAAGGACAAUGAACUUGCGUACUGGGAAUAUGGCGACCUGUCGGAGCUGUGCUGCGAUGAGGCUGGCGCAGGCGUGGGCGCGGGGGUGGAUGAGGGCAAGCAGGUGGUGGUGGGGGUGUGCGCCAUGGCCAAGAAGUCGCAGUCAAAGCCCAUGAAGGAGAUCCUCACACGGCUGGAGGAGUUUGAGUACCUCAAGAUGGUGGUUUUCCCAGAAGAGGUUAUUCUGAAAAAACCUGUAGAAGAGUGGCCGAUCUGCGAUUGUCUGAUCUCAUUUCAUUCCAAAGGCUUUCCUUUGGAUAAGGCAAUUCAGUAUGCAACUCUUCGUUCACCAUUUAUAAUCAACAAUCUUCAUAUGCAGUAUGAUAUUCAGGAUCGAAGGAAAGUGUAUUCUAUUUUGGAAGGAGAAGGCAUUGAAAUACCAAGAUAUGCAGUUUUAGAUCGUGAUUCUCCAGACCCAAGACAUCAUGAGUUAGUGGAGUCCGAAGAUCAUGUGGAAGUGAAUGGAGUAGUUUUCAAUAAACCUUUUGUUGAGAAACCUGUUUCUGCCGAAGAUCAUAAUAUCUAUAUUUAUUAUCCAACCUCUGCCGGAGGUGGUAGCCAAAGACUGUUUCGAAAGAUUGGAAGUCGAAGCAGUGUGUACUCCCCAGAGUCUAGAGUGAGGAAAACUGGCUCUUUCAUUUAUGAAGAUUUUAUGCCAACUGAUGGUACAGAUGUCAAGGUUUACACUGUUGGCCCAGAUUACGCUCAUGCUGAAGCCCGUAAAUCUCCUGCUCUUGAUGGGAAAGUAGAACGUGAUUCAGAAGGAAAAGAAAUUAGAUACCCUGUCAUCCUGUCUAAUGCAGAGAAGUUAAUUUCACGCAAAGUCUGUUUAGCGUUUAAGCAGACUGUAUGUGGCUUUGAUCUUUUGAGGGCAAAUGGAAAAUCAUUUGUAUGUGAUGUGAAUGGCUUCAGUUUUGUUAAAAAUUCAAACAAGUAUUAUGAUGACUGUGCGAAGAUCUUGGGUAAUAUGAUCCUGAGAGAACUUGCACCAACUUUACACAUUCCAUGGUCCGUACCAUUUCAGUUGGAUGAUCCUCCUAUUGUACCAACAACAUUUGGAAAAAUGUAAGUGCAGAUAUAAAUAU
Gryllus bimaculatus (two-spotted cricket) is the source of this 1719-nucleotide messenger RNA. The record is from the annotation of a GenBank genome assembly. Lineage: Eukaryota; Metazoa; Arthropoda; Insecta; Orthoptera; Gryllidae.